AUUAUUCACUGAUCCGUUGUCAGCCUAUGCUGUCACGGAGAAAGAAUGAAAAAAGAUAUGGGUCUUCCUUAACGACCGUCAGAUCUAUAUAUCGUUUAAGCAUGCUUAUGUUCGUUUCAGGUUCAUCUGUAUUCCUAGAAUAUGGCUUUCAUGUGGGCUGGGUGUCGCCUAUGAAGAAGGUAUUACAGUCAGACGCAUCUCCCGUUGGCGUUCCUUUGACAGAUGUUGAAAUAUCAUUUGUAGCUUGCACGUUGACAUUAGCGGGUGUCGUCGGGGUGCCGAUAUGUACGUACAUUGCUGAAGUCUACGGUAGAAAAGUUGCGGUUGUAACUAUAAUGUUAUUGUACGCGGUGUCCUGGAAUUUGAAAUUGUUAGCAACGCACAAUGCAGUCCUCAUGGGAGCGAGAAUAAUCGGAGGUGUGUCUCUAGGAGGGAGUUUCAUUGUGGUUCCGAUGUAUAUCAGAGAAAUAAGCCAAGAUAGUUUAAGGGGCACGCUGGUGUCACUUGCCUUGUCGUCUCAGCAUGUCGGCGUACUGGCCAUGUAUGCCAUGGGAAGCUAUCUGAGUUAUAACUGUACCCUGUGGAUUGCUCUUUGCAUCUCCAUCGUUGCAAUAAGUUGUAUGCCUAUUGCACCAGAAUCUCCAGCGUUCCUUGUAAAAAUUGAAAAGUUUGAAGAAGCGAAACAAGUGCUAGCAAAUCUGAGAGGAUUGCAAAUUGAUGACGUUAUUAUACAAAACGAAAUAAACUAUCUUGAAAACGUAGAUUCAAAUCAUAAAACAGAUCACAAAAUGACCUUAGCUACGAUAUUCAGGAACAAAUCAUGGCGCCGUGGGUAUUUUCUAUGUCAGAUCUUAUUUUGUUGCAUACCAUUUCACGGUGCAUUUGCAAUAAUGACGUAUGCGACGAGUAUCAUGACGCAAGUUGGUGUCUCCGUCAAUCCAGAACUGCAAAGUCUUUUAGUGCCGCUUUGUCUGUUAUGUGGUUCAGUUGCACCGAUACUUUUUGUGGACAGGACAGGAAGAAAGCCGCUGCUUAUAGGGGCAUUUUCAGUGAGCGCGGUGUCACUUAGCUGCCUGGCGUCGGCGCUGCUGGUGCAGCGGAGCGGUGUAGUGGUGCCGAGCUGGGUGCCCGUGGUGACGAUCGCGGCUGCGGUCUUCAGCUACUCAGCGGGAGUGGUGCCGAUACCCAAUAUCAUUAUUAACGACAUGUUCCAAUUUCAAGUGCGUGGAAAGAUAAUUGGCCUCAUCCUCAUGGUGUACUGGGGCUGCACAUCCCUGCAAGUAGUCUUCUUUGAGCUGAUAUCCAGCGCGCUAGGGCUCGACUCUGUGUUCUUCAUGUCAGCUGCGAUCAACAUUUUCGGCGCGCUGCUUGUACUAAUAUUCAUUCCAGAGACCAAAGGCAAGACUACAGAACAGAUAGAAGACAUUCUGGCUGGCAAAAGAAGUGGCAAUACCCUUGAAACUACCAGCUCAUGAAAUAAGUGAUCGUUCCCCUGAAAAAUUGCAGUCAUGAAACUCAUCAACAACAUCAUCAAGCUCUUACAGUACUUCAAAAAGUGAUAUUGAAAAUGAGAGUUUUUCUCUCACAUACUAACACCCUGACGAAUAAAAAUUAUAAUUAAAUACUCGUUGAACAGUGUUUCAAAAUGACGUUUAGUAUAAAAUAUAAAUUAUUUUUAAAACUUUGUAACUUUUUGUUAGUAAGGGGGUGUGUGCAAACAUCACAAAUUAGUGUGAAUAAAUUAAUGA
This is a messenger RNA of Ostrinia furnacalis (Asian corn borer), 1748 nucleotides long. Its product is annotated as facilitated trehalose transporter Tret1-like. Bases 27 to 1475 code for a protein of 482 amino acids. The record is from RefSeq and is a predicted model, not a curated record. Gene Ontology annotation, biological process: transmembrane transport. Gene Ontology annotation, molecular function: transmembrane transporter activity. Lineage: Eukaryota; Metazoa; Arthropoda; Insecta; Lepidoptera; Crambidae. The transcript has 6 exons. Gene Ontology annotation, cellular component: membrane.